This is a messenger RNA of Cercocebus atys (sooty mangabey), 4312 nucleotides long. It is a transcript of the gene TMEM196, whose product is annotated as transmembrane protein 196. The coding region runs from base 1038 to 1556 and encodes 172 amino acids. The transcript is spliced from 4 exons. Lineage: Eukaryota; Metazoa; Chordata; Mammalia; Primates; Cercopithecidae. The record is from RefSeq and is a predicted model, not a curated record.
UAGGAAUCUGGCUUUUUCCACCCCUCUCCGUCUUUCUUUGCUCACUGCUCCCCCUACCCCACGUACAAGCCAAAGAAAGUUUUUCUCAGAAUGAGCCUGCGUUGACGUAGGCAUCGCCUCCCCUCUCCGCUGGAUAGAAGCCCAGAAAGGAGCCACGGGGAGAAGCGGAGGUAGGGGUCGCCUGGAUUCCUGUUGCUGCGGUCCGGGGGCGGGGCGGAUCAAAGGCCAGCCAAGAGUAUUGGUCCUGGAUCUACAAAUACAUCAGGCUUUUUCCUCCUCCGUCAACCUCCUAAAUCCCAAUGAGGUCAUAGCAAUGAGAGAGAAUCAGCUGGAGAGAGAGGGGGAGGAAGAAGACGACGACGAGGGAGAAGAAACCCAGACGGAAAGAGGCCAUCAGACAAGGUCGCUUUUUCUGGUGACAUAGCAACUGCAAGGAGUGUGGUACUGAAUAUCAUCCGCCCGCUCUGCCUGGGGAUCCAGAGACUUGCAGAAGCACUUUGCAUUGCCACGAAAACAAAGGCGAGACGAAAGGGAGAGGGAGAGAGAAGCUCGGAGCAGUUCCCUUUGGGUCUCCGGGAAGCAAAGCUCCUCUCCUCGGCAAUGAAACAGAAGGGACCGUGUGAAAGGGUCUGGUAGGCUGAGGAGGGGGCGGGUUUCCCUGCGGAGAUUUGGGACGCGACAGAACUCUGGACAGCGCCUGGGGAGCAGGGCUCGAAGCUCCCUUGGUUACUCCAGGUUUCCGGCUCCUUAAAAGCCCUGGUACUGGUGUGCAAUCUUCGCACCACCGAACCGAACCCAGGAAGAUCCUUCUACGAUCCCUAUCUGAACGUGCCAGGGGGUGGAGCAGCUCCUUUGCCUCUGGUUCAGCCAGGGAAGGUGUUCGUUUCUGGAAAUCCAGCCCUUGUGGAUAAUGCUUCGCUCUUGAAGAAAAGUUUUGGGAUCUGGUAGGGGGUGGAGGGGUAAGGAGGAUAGUGGAAGAAAAAAAGAUAGAUGGUUGGUUUCUCUCCCUGAUCUGGAAGGAAGAUGACCGAGGAAGGAUGUGCACCAGCGGUCAGAUUAUCGGGAGCCUCUUGGUGCUUUCCGUGCUGGAGAUAGGGCUGGGGGUGUCCAGUGUGGCCGUGGGGGCAGUCAGCUUCAGCCUGGCCCUCCGAGAGCACAAGCCGCAGCUCGGAGACUCGUCCCCGUUUCUUCUUUGUGGCAUUUGUGGAAUAUUGUGCGCCAAAAAAAAAUCAGGACUUGUCAUGAUCCUCUUUUCAGCCUGCUGUAUCUGUGGACUCAUUGGGGGCAUCCUGAAUUUUCAGUUCCUCCGGGCAGUCACAAAGAAAACUUCCUCCCUAUACCCUCUGCACGUUGCCUCCAUGUCUCUCGCGUGCAUUGGGAUCGGGGGUUGCACGCUCUCUUCCUGGCUCACUUGUCGACUAGCCAGUUAUGAACAGAGGAGGAUGUUCUCAGAAAGGGAGCAUUCCCUGCAUCACUCUCAUGAAAUGGCUGAGAAAGAAAUGACAGACAACAUGAGCAAUGGAGGACCACAGCUGAUAUUUAAUGGAAGAAUAUAAUCAAUGUUUUAAAGAAUUGAACACUUUUUAGGAUUUUCAUGAGGCAAUGAGACACCAAAGGACUAGAAAAUAAAACAGUUUUUGCAUUUGCAUUUAUUUCUCCUGAGCAUCCACUAAAAUUAUUCUUCCUAAAAAAUAUAUUGCCUCACUGGUUUCUCCACCCUUUUUCAUGGGGUAAAAAACUUUCCAGAAACAUUCUAAUACAAUAAUUUCAAGAGGCUUUCCAGAUUGUUUCCUUUUCAGGAAAAAGAAAUAAUAAAACAAAUAAAAUGCAUAUUCUAUACAAACACUAUUUGACUAGCAUGAUUAUUAGAUUUGUAAUGACAUAUUUCAUAUGAGUAAUUGAAAAGUGCAAAUAUCAAGAAAUAAAAAUAACUUACUGAUGUCUUUGUUUUGAAAGACAGAUGGCUUCAAGGAUGUCACAAUUCAAAACCUCAGUAAUGCCUUGUUAUAAAAACAUUGUAAUUAUUUUCAACUUGUUAAUGAAAUAUAUUUCAUAAUUUAUUUGUAAAGGACGAAAAACCUCAAGCAUAAAAAAGAGACUUUUUAGAGAGAGAGAAUACUAAUCUAUAUGGUAUUUUUGCACAAAGAGUGAAAAGUUAUAUGUGAAUAUCAUUUAAGAAAAUAAACAUGUUUUGAUCAUACUGUGCAGAUUGAUCUGCAUGUUCAUGAAUGAGCCUAAGAAUAAAGGAUGUGUGUGAAUGUGUGUAUAUAUACUGUAAAUAUACAACAUGUAUACAGCAUAUAUUAUAGCAUACAUGAAUGUAAAUAGGUAUUAGGAAAGCAAUUGUGAUGCUGUGGGGGUAUUAUUAAGAUUCUACUCCAAUAGAAAUGAGAAGGCAAUUGCUCAAGGCUCUUCUAUGCCCACAAAAUCACAUGUUUAAUUUCUACUAAACUUGCCCAUUUUUCUUCUUUUUAUUAGGUUUGUUUUGUGUAAAUAUCAUUGUGGCUGAUACUUAUGAAGAUGAGUGAUCUGAAUAGUGUAGUAUAUAGAUAGAUUACUUAUUUUACUGUUUCACUAUGAUUAUAGUACUUAUGUAUAGCAAUUAAAAUUAAUUUAUAAAUUAACAUGAUUUUAAUGACAUACUUCCAUAUUUAUAAAGACAUCAUGACUUAAAAUUGUUGAUGGUAUUGAUAUUUCAAACACCUUGCAGUCCAAUUAAAUGAUACAAAAGGGCAGAUGAUGUAACCCCCCAACAAUGAAGUUAUAAUUACCUUUGCUAUAAUUUAAUUUAGGCGUUUUGUUUUACAAUUUUCAUGAAAUAAUAUAGGCAGUCCACAUAUAAGAAAGCGUAUAUCCAAAGAUCCUGAAAUAAUUCUUUGUGGAAAAAGUAAAAAAAUAGGCUAAUAUUUAUAUAGCUAUGUUCAUUCCUUUCCUGUAAUAAUGGAAUGUUAAAAUAGCAAACAAGAACAACACAUAUACGUGAAAAAACAACAUAUAUCUGAAUAUAUUUAUGAGAAUAUAACCUGUGGCAACAGGCAAAGAAAUCUAUUAUUUUUAAGUACAUAACUCUCACUAUAUUGUAUACUUUUCUUUCUCCCCAAAUCUAGUCAAUUUUCAAGUCAUUUUUUAUGAGUUACUUAUUGAACCAUAGGUAAAUUAAAAUAUUUAGUACCCAGUAUGAGAAUAUGAUUUAUAAACAAAACAUGAGUUUUAAUUGUGCUAACACAGUAAUAAUGAUACAAGUUAAUGAAAAUUUGAAGGUCUUUUAUUUUAUAGCAACAUGAUCAUCAUGUAACCUAUGUAAAUCAGCUCACUAAAAAUUCUGGCUGUCAUCUAUUCAACAGAAAUAACGGGACUCUGCUUUUUUGGUGUAGUUUUUGAAGUCUCCCAAUGCCUUUGGAUAACUUCAUUGCCUAGUAUAUUACAGAAGCUGUCCAUAAAUGCAACCUCACAUAGUGAAUCAACAUCAUAACUGUUCAUUCAGUGCCACAAACAGGCAUGAUCUUUGCCAAUAAAAAUCUAAAUUACAUCAUGAACAUGUUUGUGUGUGUAUGGUCCUACUGAAUUCACGCAAGAAUGUAGUUUUGUACUGCAAGAAUAAACACUGACUCUAAUUUUCUGUAGCAUUUCUCUAUAAACAUGUUUGUACAAUACAAAAUUAUAAUACAUCAGAAAAAUGUUGUAAUGUCUUUUGAACUGAUUUAUAACAUAACACAUUAAAGGGCAAAAGAAGGCAUAUCACUGCUUUGAUGUAUAGUUAAAAAGAGAUGCAAUCAUCACAAUUAUUCAAAUAGUUUACAGUGUAUGUUUAACCAAGUAUAGAUAUAUUUUUAAAUAUGAUCAUUUCUACCUAGUGUUUUCAGAGUUGAGUUUAGAAUGAUUUACUUGGGAUGUGCAGUGAUUCUUUUUUAGAUAAGUGGGGGAUGUUAGAAAGAUAUUGUUUAAGUGCUUGAAAAUUUAAUUUGGACAAUACAUUGAACCACAUGCUGGAAUGUUUUAAGUGACUACCUUAUAGUUUUAGUAUGAGCCUACCCUUGGAAGAAAGCAAGGUGAUACUAAAUUAGAAAAAAUAUGUGAAACUGGUGUGGUGGUAUGCUUUGGACCAUAUCAAAUAGGGAGAGGUAUCAUAAGCAUAACAGAAUACAAUUGGGCUCUCUUUGGAAAUUUUAAACAUGUAUGUGUAUGUGUGUAUAUAUAUUCACAUAUGUGCAUAUGUAUAUGUAUAUAUACAUACACACGAUGGUUUGGAAAUGGAACAUGAUAUGACAACUCUACUGACAUGUCUAUAAUAAAAUGAUGUGCUUUGAAACUA